Messenger RNA from Galeopterus variegatus (Sunda flying lemur), 6585 nucleotides. It is a transcript of the gene WDR17, whose product is annotated as WD repeat domain 17. The record is from RefSeq and is a predicted model, not a curated record. Lineage: Eukaryota; Metazoa; Chordata; Mammalia; Dermoptera; Cynocephalidae. The transcript has 20 exons. The coding region runs from base 395 to 2338 and encodes 647 amino acids. Gene Ontology annotation, molecular function: protein binding.
GAUAGCCACCGGCUGUGAAGACAAAAACGUUCGUGUCUAUUAUGUAGCCACCAGCUCUGAUCUACCAUUGAAAGUAUUCAGUGGGCAUACAGCAAAAGUAUUUCAUGUUAAAUGGUCUCCUCUGAGGGAGGGAAUUCUUUGCAGUGGUUCUGAUGAUGGUUCUGUUCGAAUCUGGGAUUAUACUCAAGAUGCUUGCAUAAAUAUUCUUAGUGGACACACUGCACCUGUGAGGGGAUUAUUGUGGAAUACUGAGAUUCCAUAUCUACUAAUAUCUGGCAGCUGGGACUAUACUAUAAAAGUAUGGGACACUAGAGAAGGAACCUGUUUAGAUACUGUGUAUGAUCAUGGAGCUGACGUAUAUGGUUUAACAUGCCAUCCCGGUCGCCCCUUCACUAUGGCCUCUUGCUCCCGUGACUCUACAGUGAGACUUUGGUCAUUAACACCUUUAAUCACUCAUUUACAAAUAAAUAUUCUGGCAGACAGAUCUUGGGAAGAAAUUAUCGGGAACACUGAUUAUGCUAUAGAACAAGGCGCCCCUCCUCUCUUGUGUGGUAAAGUGUCGAGAGAUAUUAAACAAGAAAUAGAAAAACUAUCAAGUAAUCCUCGGGUCAAAAAACUAAGAUGGUUUUCAGAAUGUUUAUCACCUCCAGGUGGCAGUGACAAUUUAUGGAACUUAGUUGCUGUGAUAAAAGGGCAAGAUGAUAGCUUACUUCCUCAGAACUACUGCAAAGGAAUAAUGCAUUUGAAACAUCUGAUUAAAUUUAGAACGUCUGAAGCCCAGGAGCUAACAACAGUCAAGAUGUCUAAAUUUGGUGGUGGUAUUGGUGUACCUACUAAAGAGGAAAGACUGAAGGAAGCUGCUGAAAUACACUUGAGAUUAGGACACAUUCAAAGAUAUUGUGAACUUAUGGUUGAACUGGGAGAGUGGGACAAAGCCCUGUCAAUUGCACCAGGGGUCUCCGUGAAAUACUGGAAGAAGUUAAUGCAGAGGAGAGCUGACCAAUUAAUCCAGGAAGAUAAAGAUGAUGUCAUUCCGUACUGCAUAGCCGUUGGUGAUGUGAAAAAACUGGUCCAUUUUUUUAUGUCAAGAGGUCAGCUUAAGGAAGCUCUGCUUGUUGCACAGGCUGCAUGUGAAGGAAAUAUGCAAACCUUACAUGUUUCUACCCCUAAAGGAGCUUUAGAUUCUGAUGAAAUCUACAAGGAAGACUUUAAUGAGCUCCUGCACAAAGUCAGUAAAGAACUGGCAGAAUGGUAUUUUCAGGAUGGUCGAGCAGUACUAGCUGCAUGCUGCCUUCUAGCUAUAGAUAAUAUUGAGCUUGCUAUGGCAUACCUGAUUCGGGGAAAUGAACUGGAAUUGGCAGUCUGUGUGGGCACAGUACUAGGAGAGUCUGCAGCACCAGCAACCCACUAUGCCCUAGAUUUACUGGCAAGAAAAUGCAUGAUGAUUCCAGUAUGCUUUCCAUCUGUUGGAUACAGGAACUUGGCAGCUGAUCUUCUCCUGAUGAUUCCUGAUAACGAACUACAUUUAGUAAAACUCUGUGCUUUCUACCCAGGGUGUAUGGAAGAGAUUAAUGAUCUUCAUGAGAAGUGCAAGUUACCUACUGUAGAAGAAUGUAUGCAGUUAGCUGAGACUGCCCAAGCAGAUGGCAAUAUAUUUAAAACUAUAAAGUAUUAUUUGUUAAGUCAAGAACCUGAAAAAGCCCUUCCUAUUGGUAUUGACUUCAUCAAAGAAUACAUCAGUAGUUCAAAUUGGACUUUGGAUACCAUUUUCCCCGUUCUUGACCUAUUGAGUUAUAUUCGCACUGAAAAAUUAGUCUUGCAUACAUGUACUACAGCUCGAAAUGAGUUGCUGAUAUUAUAUGGUUAUGUUGGUGCAUUAUUGGCUAUCAGAAGACAGUACCAAAACAUUGUUCCAGCACUUUAUGAGUACACAAGUCAGCUAUUAAAACGUCGGGAGGUGUCAGUCCCUUUAAAAAUUGAACAUCUUUCUGAGGAACUGGAUGCAUGGAGAGCUUGCACACAGUUCACCAACCAAUCAUCAGAAGAAUCUCCGUAUACACCCCCUUCUGAUUCACAAAGAAUGGUUUAUGCAACUUUAUUAAAGAGACUAAAAGAAGAACCACUCAAAGGAAUUAUUGGGUCAGAUUAUGUGACUGGAUCAAACCUUCCAAGUCAUUCCGACAUUCAUAUCUCUUGUCUUACAGGACUAAAAAUCAAGGGCCCUGUAUUUUUCCUUGAAGAUGGGAAAUCUGCUAUCUCAUUGAAUGAUGCUUUGAUGUGGGCAAAGGUGAAUCCAUUCUCACCUUUAGGAACUGGAAUACGACUCAAUCCAUUUUGAGAGAAGAUUUUUUUCCAUGCUUAGUUGUUUUAUUUAAAGAAGAGCUUUUGUGGGUUAGUAUUACCUUAAUCUUGGUUGUCCAAGGACCAAAAGUUGGGAAGAGGAUUAGGGAUUGGGAAAAUAACAGUUAAUUUUAUUCAUUAACUUCAAGAAAUAAAAUACUUAUAUAAUUUAAAAGAAAAAUAGGUGACUCCUUUAUAGAAUGUAAUAGCCACAUUUGGGAGGAAGGUAAUAUUUAAAUUAUAAAGGACGAAAUAAUCUAAAAAGCAUAUAAAGUGUACAAAGUAUAAAAGGUACAAAAAUAUUAUAUUGUUGAAACAUUGAAACAUAAAAAAGUACAACUCCUAGAAUAGUGCUUGACAUACAGUAAAUACUUAAUGAAUAUUUGAAUGACCAAGUAUCUUGAAAUAAGGAAAUGUUAGGUAUGCACAGUUGAUAUUCAAGUUAACAAACACCUAUGUUGUCCUUUAUAAAGUGUAUAGUAAACAACUAGUUUUAGUUCAUAUUUAAUAAAAGUUUUCAGUUAUAAGUUUAGUAAACAUCAAUAAAUGGAUACACAGUCAAAAUACUUUUGAGUUUUAUUUUUAAAAAUUACCAAGUUUUUUAUCUGAAGUUCAACUGUCCAAUUAUAAAAGUAUAAGUUAUACAAACAUGAAAAAAAUUGGGGGAUGAAAAACACAAAAUGCAGUCAAAUAUAUAUGAGAAUUUUCAUUAGAUAAUUGACUUUCAAAAGAUAUUCAAUAUACAUGGAUAUUAGUUUUGAUUAAUGCAUUUAAUAUUUAUAUAAUAAACUCUAGUUUAUAUUAACUUUCUUAAAAAACACAAUUUAUGUGAUGAAAAUUAGUUUCAAAUAAAUUUCUAUAAGUAAAUAGGAUACUAGUUGAAAUUUUGGAUACAUUAUGAAAAUGUAAUUUUAAUAUUUAUUAAAAAUGUAAAGUUAUGAAAAGCCUGAUAUGUGACUACAAAUAUUUCAAUUGGACUAGAAUUCAGACCUUCAAAUUUAUGAAAGUAAUGCAUACUAGGAAGAAUAGUAUCUGAUACUCAAGUAGUUUUCCAGGAUUUAUAAUGUUGAUGUUUUUGUCUGACUAAAGAAGGAGCUCAGUUACUAGAAUAAUGUCGCUUUUAUCAUCUUCAAUUUUGUUGUAUUUUAAAUAUUUUUAAAACAUUUUUAAACAAGGUUCUUCAAAUUGAAAACAAUACAUAUUAUGUAUGUGUAUCAUAUCACACUGAGCACUUUUAACUCCUCAAAAAGACAUUACAGGCUUAAAUUUCAUUUUAUAAAAACAUAUAUUACAGAAGAGAAAAUAUGCAAAUCAGAGAUGCAAUGGGUAAUACAAAGUGUAUCUGAGAGGCAUUUUUUUUUUUUUUUAACUCUUAGUGAUAUCUGUAACUAAAAUUUUUUUUAGGUGAGCAGGAGUAUUAAUUGGCACUUAUAUACUAAAAUCCCCUGACGUAAAAAUGAGAGUCUAAAUUACACUGCCAUUCUUUUAAUUUUGUUUUAAAAUAGGUUAAUAAGCCUAUCUUUGUUGUGCUUUAAGUACUUCAAAGGACAUCAUUAAGUUUUAGUUAUACGUAUAUAAAAAAAUCAUUACCCUCUGCAUUUUUAAUGAAUGCAGGAAAAUAAUAUUAUAAAAUAUUCAUAAGUUUAGUAUGAAGAAAAAUUCAUAUAACUCUUAACACAUGAGUAUAACAAAAGAGUAACCUAAUUUCUGACUAAAAUCUAAAUUGGAUUGAUUCAACUACUAUUAUUCUUUGACUUCUACAAUGUUCUAUAAUAUUAUAACUAUUCUUCAUAGAAUUAUAAGUAUAUAUCAUUUAACUAUGUCAAUCUGUAUACAUUGUGCCUUAAUAUGAAAAAGAAUUUUUUUUUAAAUUUAUAAAAGUAUUUUUCAUUGUUAGAUUUCAUAUGCAUAAAAACCCAAAGAAACAAUAUGAAUUUAUUUUAUUAUUUGAAGAUGUCCAUAUUACCAGUAAGUGGACAAAUUAUUUUGCAGGUUUAAAUAUGCCUUUAUGUAGGAAGAGAGUCUCAUUAGACAAUGAUUUUUUAAGAAUUGUAAAAAUAUUUUACCUAUAAAAGUUACUACAUGGUUAACAAAAUUACAAAUCAAAAUGAGUUACAUUUUGUGAAAAUAUGUGAUUUUUAUAUUAAUCAAAUAAAUGGGAUAUAUACAUAUAAUUCUAUGAAAUCAAUCAAAUGUUUUCAGAAACGUGGUUGCAAUAGAGCGGAUUUUAUUGUCCUUCUAACAAGAAAAUUUACACUUUUCUGCUUUUAAGUCAAAAGGCAUUAUAAAUAUAGUGAAAGCCUCACAAAUUAUUUGUAAGAUUUAGUGUUUUAUAUUUAGUGUACCAGUAAUACAGAAGAUAUCUUUAUAAUCUACUCUUAAUAAAUGCUUAUUGUACCAAAUCUUUGAGACAAUUGUACCUAAAUAAUUGAAAUAUGUACUUUUAUGCUCAAUUUAAAUACCAUAUAACUGUACUAUAUUAUGGCAUAUCAUUAUUUAGAUCUAUAUGUAUAUAUGUAUUUUAGGUCCCUUAAAUUUUAAUGAAUACUUCUAUUAAUGCCUGAUGAGACAUAAUUAACUGCUAAGAUGAGCGGAAGUCUUGUCCCUAAACCCACCCUUGAGAGAUACUGUUUCUUCAUAAGUGCUAGAUCAGAGUCAUCAGAGGUAUAAAGGACUAAGCUGUCCAUCUGAGUUGUUACCUCGGUCAGAAACCUAGGAAAAUCACUUCAUAGGAUUAUUCCAGAGGCCAGUUCUCCACCUGUAAGAAACACUGACUACAAUGUACCCCAAAAUUUGUAUAAAAAGGGAAAAGCACUUACUAAUUAAUACCAGUACAAACAGCAUUUCACAGUAGCUUCUAUUCCCAUGAUAAGCAUUCUGCAAAUUGAUUGAUCUGUUCCUAUGGGGGCUGUUAUAGCUCCUUGAAAAGUUCACUGCUUCCUUCCAUCAAAGAUCCUUUAUGAAGUAAAUGGUCUUCCUAAAAUAUGCCUGUAGAGUUGUCUUCUGGUGACAGAACUCAUCCUCAAGAAGCUCUUGAGGUUACCCACUUUGAACCCUCCUUGCUAUCUUAAUUUACUUAUAAAUGAAGCCUACAGACCAUAGAUUCCACAGGAGUCUUGGGAACUUACCAUGGUCAGGCCAUGAGUGGACUGAUUAGCUAUUGCAGGAAAUUGAACACCAAACCAAGAGAAACUUACUAUUUGACUGUUCACCCAAAGCUAAUCCUCUUCUCUGGAUCUCUUCCACAGCUGAGCUUCAGAGACUUGUUUCUAAAACCCUUUCCUAAGGAACUACAUUUUACAGGUUAAAAAAUUAUUCUCAUAAUUUUAUACUUUAGAUUGUUCUACUCAAAUGCAAGACAACAGGUAAAUUACCUGCAGCUUGUUAAAAUAUGCAUUUGAACUAGAUCUCUUACCUCAGGUAAAAUUGGAUUCUGAACACAUUCCCAAGAAGUUAUCUAUAUCAUCAGGGCUCUGCUUAAGUUCUUUUAUUAGAUAUUAUCUUUCCAAAAAUAUAAAACUUAAUUAGAAAGUCUCUGGAGGUAUUAAUGCUAAUAAUUUAUUUGAACCUUCAAAAAUGCAGAAAAACUGAUAAGUAAGACUGUUAAGUUUAGCUGGAAAUUGAUGUGCAUGUUGUGGGAUUCAGCAUCCGUAAUAUUCAUCUUGGAGGUUGAAUAAAAUAGUAUUAAAACAUGAAUAAUUCCAGUUGAAAAAAGUUUUCCACAAAUGAAUAUAAAAUUACCAAGAAUAUAUGCAAGAUAGUCUUUCUAGAUAUUAAUCUGUUUCUGUAAAAAAUAUAGACAUGGCAACAAUCAGUAGGAAUUUUUUAAUUGGACUAAAUGGAUUGCUAAACACCAGAACCAAAUUCCAAGGAAAGCAAUGUUUUUUUUCCCUCCACACUCUUUAUCAACAGAAAGGAUACCUAUUUUUUCUUAAAUGGUUUAAAUUAAGGCUGUUCAUGGAGAUGAGCAAGAUUUUCUGUGGACCAAUGUAUAAUAAUAAGUAUUCAGAAUAAAUUUUUAUUAAUGAAUGAGUUGUGUAAAUAUAUAAUAUCAGGCAAUUAAUUUCUAAUGAGGAAACCUAUUACAAAGUAGAUUCACUAUUUUUUCAAAUAUGUGUAUUUUCAGAUAUGGUGUAUAUCAUUAUGUAUAACUGUACCUUUAAAAUCAUUUUUGCUCAUUAUGUACUAUUUAUUUCAUUUUGUAUUUUCAACAGAACCUGGUUUUAAUAAAUAGUGUUUACUAAA